CCAUGACAUAUCUACCAUGCACGCGGCCUUGGGAAACCUCGAAGUAAUCUACACGAUCUGUUCACACACCAAACUUGGGUCACUUCCUGCACUCGCAUCCACAUGCCGCGCGUUUGAACGUCCGGCACUUAAUAUUCUUUGGAGGGAUUUGCAGUCCCCAGAGCCUCUUAUCAAAUGUUUACCAAGUGACCUGUUUAGCACUGAUCGAGGACGUAUGGUAUCACAAAAACCUCCUGACAGCAUGAUGUGGGAUACUCUUUGCAAAUACACAUCCCGCGUACAGUCAAUCACUGCAACACAAUCGUGCCGCUUGGCGGCCAUCAUCGAGCCUCUCAGUUUUUUAAUGCUGUCCUGUCCUUCGGCACCUGCAUCUUUGUUUCCGAACCUCCGCAAAUUAAUAUGGUUUGCCGAUGGAACCCACAGCGCUGCAGAGUUUUUGCGCAUGGCUUUGGUACCCUCUUUAUUGGUCUUGGACGUGCGAAUUUCUUCAGUCUCUUCCGCCUUUCUCUCGGUUCUUUCGUCUGUUGGGGCAUUGUGCCCUCAUCUCCAGGACAUGGCUCUCAGAAUUCAGCCUGUAACCGGCGAGUCAUUUCGUAAAAUCUCACCCUUCGUCACACAACCUAUUUCUCGGCUCCACCAUCUUCACUCGUUAUUGGUAUGGGAUUUAGGAAAUCAGGGCAUCGAGCACGUCAUGCAGCUACGAGCUCUGCGGUCACUAUACUUGGACUUAAGGACAUAUUCGGCUUGGGAGAGAAAGUCGCGUUUAGAAUUUCCCGGCUUUCAUGAUUUAAAAAUUUUGGGCCUUUCUACCGAUACGUUCAAGCGCGCCUCGAACUUCUUGAGCUCACUUCGGGUCAUGGAAAGUAAAGAGAUCAAAGUUGACUUCAAUCAAGUUGCUCAUCCCUCCACAAGUGGAUCUACGACGCUAUCCCAGUUCUUCACCAUCCUGCAAGAGAGAUGCGACACCGACAAACUUGAAGGUUUCACUCUUUUUGGAAUUUCUGGAAAGGUGCGCGCAGAACCAGGUGUCUUUAUGCCAUUGCAGGCAUGCCGCAAUCUAACUCGGCUGUCCGUCGAGAGGGGCUGUAACAUUUCCAUAUCUGACGAGGAACUCUGCCAGCUGGUGAGAGAUUGGCCAAAGCUCGAGGUCCUCAAAAUCAGCUGCUAUAAUCCCGUCGAUAACACCACAAUGCCCACAUUACAUGGGUUAAUCGAAUUACUUCAGCUCUGCCCCAUUCUGACUUCGCUCGCUCUUGUCAUUGAUGCUACCAAGUUGGACGGGAUAGACCUCAAAAGUCCUGGCGGUGGAAGCUGCAACAAGCAUCUCAAGCACCUCGUCCUCGGAAAUUCACCGGUCGGGACCCCACUAAAGGUGGCUCUCAUCCUUAGCGGAAUCUUUCCCAACUUGGAGCAGGUCAAUCUUGAUUGUCCGGAUACAGAGCAGAUAAAGAGGUCAACUAUGGAACGGCGGGCGUUACCCAACAGUUUCCUUGAUGGCUUUAGCAUUGUAAGGGAGCGGUGCACUGAAGCAUGAUGUUGUUGUCUGACCGUAACAUUCCGGGUUAUAUUUGAAUGAUUACCUGCACUUUUAAUUAUGCCGACUGUUUACUUGUGUCGUUUUCAAGACACAUCGUAUGAGUAGUCCUCGUUCUGAGUUGGGUGCGUCGACGGCGAAGAGCUAACUUGAAUAUGCCG
Molecule: messenger RNA, 1695 nt
Organism: Suillus subalutaceus
Lineage: Eukaryota; Fungi; Basidiomycota; Agaricomycetes; Boletales; Suillaceae
Exons: 2
Coding region: 17-1534 (505 amino acids)
Source: RefSeq, a predicted model, not a curated record